Molecule: messenger RNA, 409 nt
Organism: Anoplopoma fimbria (sablefish)
Lineage: Eukaryota; Metazoa; Chordata; Actinopteri; Perciformes; Anoplopomatidae
Product: MIEF1 upstream open reading frame protein-like
Exons: 3
Coding region: 197-409 (70 amino acids)
Source: RefSeq, a predicted model, not a curated record
CACUGUCCAAUCUGACCCCCGGCUUGAGAGGAGCCCUGUCUGCAGCUGAAGACAUCAUCUGUGCUCUUAUUUCUGAAACGUACAUCCUUUGAUAAUCAUGGUUUCAGCAUGAUGACCAGAACGUUUCAUCUGCAUGACCUUUCUAACAUUAUAGAUAAGGAGCCAGGGUGUCCCCCCUCUCCAUGUGUAGUCCCUAAUGGGCGGCUGGUCUCGCAGUGCCGUGCUGGAGCUCUACCGGGCGCUGCUCCGCGCAGGGCGUCACCUUCAGUACACUGACCGCAAUUACUAUCGCCGUGCCGUGGCUCACGAGUUUCGCCGCUGCCAAGCCCUGACAAUACCUGAAGACAAGGAGGAGGCACUGAGGAGGGGCCAGUUCUUCCUCAACAGCCGAUUGGGUGGGCUUAUGUAG